Molecule: messenger RNA, 3163 nt
Organism: Telopea speciosissima
Lineage: Eukaryota; Viridiplantae; Streptophyta; Magnoliopsida; Proteales; Proteaceae
Product: CRM-domain containing factor CFM2, chloroplastic
Exons: 13
Coding region: 88-3114 (1008 amino acids)
Biological process (GO): RNA splicing, via transesterification reactions
Molecular function (GO): mRNA binding
Source: RefSeq, a predicted model, not a curated record
GUGGGAUGAGCGGAGAGCCGGAGAGAUUCCAGUAGUAGAGAUUGUUAGAGAUAAACUCCUCUUUCUCAUUGUAGCGCUCUCUGUGUAAUGUUGCUUCCUUUUUAUCACCACCACUCUUCAUUCUCUUUAAGAACCCUAGAUUCAGCACCACUGUUCUUACCUUCACCAUCUUGUAGAACUUUAUUCUUCCGAAACACUAAAACUCCCCAAUGGAUCAUUCGAAGCUCUACAGUCGAUGCCGAGACCGUAAGCAAGUCUGCCAUCCAAAGAAUUGCAGAGAAGCUCCGUAGUCUUGGUUACUUGGAGGAGAAUUCGAAAGAAAUCGAACAGCCUGAUACUGGCCAUGGCUCCGCUGGUGAGAUCUUCAUCCCUUCAACUCACCAACUGUCCAAAUACAGAAUCGGCCACACGCUUGAUUCGAGCUGGAGUACUCCAGAGAACCCGGUACCCAAGUCGGGGUCAGGAGCAGCAAUUUCGAGAUUUUACGAGUUGAAGAGUGAGGUAAAGAAGCAAAAGAAGUCGGUUACGAAAGAGGAGAGAGCACCUACGUUAGCGGAACUUACGAUUCCAAUGCAAGAGCUGAAGAGGCUUAGAACCAUUGGGAUUGCUUUGAAGAAGAAAUUGAAGGUUGGGAAGGCGGGAAUCACGGAAGGCAUUGUUAAUGGAAUUCACGACCGAUGGAGGCAGUCUGAGCUCGUCAAGAUCAAAUGCGAGGAUAUAUGCAAGACGAACAUGAUGAGGACUCAUAAAAUCCUGGAGAGAAAAACAGGAGGGAUAGUUAUAUGGAGGUCUGGAAGUUCCAUUAUCUUAUAUAGAGGGGUUGACUAUGAAUAUCCGUACUUCUUAUCCGACUUCAAUUCCAGCAGUGAAACUCCUCAAAAUAAGGUGUCUUCAGAAUCAAGCUUGAAUUCUGAUGUUGAUGGUGGAAAAGCUACCAGAUCACUGUACACUGCUGGUGCAAACUCUACGCCACCAGUCCCUUGCAAUUGGAUUUAUCGUUCACCAUUGGUACAUGGAGUUGGUUCUCCAGAUAAAGUACGAUUCCAACUGCCAGGUGAGAUGGAACUUGCAGAAGUAGCUGACCGUGUAUUGGAUGGGCUAGGUCCACGUUUUACUGAUUGGUGGGGAUGCGAUCCUAUGCCGGUGGAUGCUGACCUUUUACCAGCUAUUGUUCCUGCAUACCGGAGACCAUUCCGUCUUCUCCCAUAUGGAAUAAAGCCUAUACUAACCAAUGAUGAAAUGACCAUCUUAAGGAGACUCAGUCGGCCCUUGCCAUGCCAUUUUGCUUUAGGGAGAAAUAGAAAUCUGCAAGGACUGGCAGAGUCCAUGGUUAAGCUCUGGGAAAAAUGUGAGAUCGCAAAAAUUGCAGUUAAGAGAGGAGUCCAAAAUACUAACAGUGAAAUGAUGGCUGAAGAGUUAAAGCGAUUGACUGGAGGAAUGCUCCUUUCAAGGGAUAGGGAAUAUAUUGUUUUUUACAGAGGAAAGGAUUUCUUGCCAGUGGGAGUUUCUUCUGCAUUAAAUGAGAGGAGGAAGCAUAGAAUAGGCAAAGAGAAUAUGGAUAUUAGUUCAUCAAUUGGCACUAUGUCUGAACCUGUUGAAAAGACUAAGGGAUCUCUUUCUGUAGAUGGAAUUGAAGAAACAAAUGACAAAAGGGAAAUGAAAGUUCUCUCUAAAGCACGUGAAGUGAGGUCAACAAAGUCAGCUAUUGAAGUCAUUAGCAACAAGCUGUCUAUGGCAUUAGAAAAGAAGGCAAAAGCAGAGAAGCUUCUAGAAGACCUAGAGAAAGCAGCUGAGCACCAGAAACCAGAAUUAGACAAAGAAGGUAUCGCUGAAGAAGAAAGAUACAUGCUAAGGAAGGUUGGCCUGAAAAUGAAGCCUUUCUUACUGUUGGGCAGACGGGGAGUUUUUGAUGGGACUAUCGAGAACAUGCAUCUUCAUUGGAAAUAUAGGGAACUUGUGAAGAUAAUUUCUAAUUACCGGAGCAUAGAAGAUGUUCGUGCAGUGGCCAGGACUUUAGAGGCUGAAAGUGGGGGGAUAUUGGUGGCAGUGGAGAGAGUGAGCAAGGGCUAUGCGAUCAUUGUUUAUCGUGGGAAGAAUUAUGAACGCCCUGCUGAAUUGAGACCUCGGACCCUCUUAAAUAAGCGAGAAGCAAUGAAGAGAUCGUUGGAGGCACAACGUCGUGAGUCUUUGAAGCUCCACGUCUUGAAGCUUACCAGAAACAUAGAGCAAUUGAAACUUAAAUUGAUGUCAAAUUCCAAGUCUGAAUCACAUAAUCUAAGCGGGCCAAUGGAAUCUUUUCAUGUGCGGAAUUCUGAAGAGCCAAAAGAAGAACAGGGAGCUGAUUCAACUUCAAUGCCUAUGAAUAAUUUGAUGGAUGCUCCAAGCAAUAGUGUUGACGAGUCUAAAAUGGUAUCUUCAUCUGAAGCAGUUUCCAUUGAUGGAACCCUCUCUUGUAACUCUUUGGCUGAGGUAGUAGAUAGAGCAGACAGAGAACCUUCUCUGUACUCUGAACCUACCUCUUGUUCUGAGAAUUCACAGUCGCAAGGUAUGAUGACGUAUUCUGCCAAUGAUAAUGUUACUAUUCAUGCCUCUGACAAUGAGAUGAAAAAGUCAUCAGUCGAAUGUGCCAAAAACAAUAUCAGGUUAUCCUUUCAAAGAGGAGAAGCGAAACUUGAUGGUGAGGUUUUCUUCAGAGCCGCACCUCUUUCCAACAAAGAUAGACUUCUUUUGCGAAAACAAGCCCUCAAAAUGAAAAGGCGUCCAGUGCUUGCUGUUGGUAGGAACAAUGUUGUAACAGGUGUUGCAAAAGCAAUAAGGACGCAUUUCCGAAAGAACCGCCUUGCUAUAGUCAACAUCAAAAGCAGAGCCAAGGGAACUUCAAUCCAGGAGGUGGUCUUCAUGCUGGAGCAAGCAACUGGUGCAGUUUUAGUCUCUCAGGAGCCCAGCAAAGUGAUACUCUACAGGGGUUGGGAUGAUGGGGAAGAACCUGGUGGUGAUAAACGAUCUUCAAGUACUACUUCACCAUGCAAAGAAAGGACCACCGAGGUGGUUCCGCCCCAGCUCAUGGCAGCCAUUAGACUUGAAUGUGGAUUGCAGAGUAACCAAGCAGAGUAAUAUUGUUGGGCGAUAGUAGUUUUUGAAAUGGAGAUGAAGGCCUGGACUA